Molecule: messenger RNA, 2080 nt
Organism: Cyprinus carpio (common carp)
Lineage: Eukaryota; Metazoa; Chordata; Actinopteri; Cypriniformes; Cyprinidae
Product: cytochrome c oxidase subunit 7A2, mitochondrial-like
Biological process (GO): mitochondrial electron transport, cytochrome c to oxygen; mitochondrial respirasome assembly; regulation of oxidative phosphorylation
Source: RefSeq, a predicted model, not a curated record
ACAGAACACACAUAUUAUGCACACAAAAACUUUUAUUUUGGAUGCGAUUAAUCGUUUGACAGCACUAUUUUUAAUUAAAUGAUACUCUAAAUAUGAGACUAAAACUGCCUGUAGGGGGCAGAAAAUGUCUUGAUGAACAAAGCAUUAAUUCAUGCAUUUAUUUAUUCAUUCAUUAGACAGUAUGCAAAAAUGGCAUGCUGGUGUUGUGCACAGUGUGUCUCGAUUUGCUAAUUCCCCUCUAGCAUUAUGAUUUAAUAUUUUGUGGUGUCAGUGAAGAAACAUUUCUAGGAAAGUGUCAUGUAUUUUAUCGGUGUCUCACGCGGAUGGAACAUCAGUGUAGUUGCUCUCUUCUGUAUCUAUCUGUAUUUUUAGGCUCUAAUGUCAGUGUUAUCUGUAUGCACCAAGGGUCUGAGAGUAACGCAAUUUCAAUUCUCUGUAUGUAUGUACUGUACAUGUGGAAGAACUGACAAUAAAGCAGACUUGACUUGACUCCUGAACAGCAGGCGGAGUCGUUUCCCUCGACGCUGCUUCGGGUUUCCUCUCUGUCUCGUGACUCCUUUUGUUUCUGUCUCGUGACUUCAGUCACUUAUGCUGAAAAUGUUUCGACACUUUCUGGCUCUGCAGCAGGUUUCCAGACGGCAGAUCUCCAGCACCGUCCGCAGACAGCUGGACAACAAUGUGCCGGACAAACAGAAACUCUUUCAGGAGGCCAAUGGGAUUCCAGUUCAUCUGAAGGGAGGAGUCGGUGACGCUGUUCUUUACCGUGCAACUAUGGGUCUCACAGUACUAGGAACUGCAUAUGUCAUAUAUGAACUAGUAAAGGCAGCUCUCCCUCAGAAGAAGGACUGAUGCCAGCUGCUGUCCUCAUUUCUGUGGAAAUGUGAUGUUAUGAGCGUUUCACACAAUAUAUUUAUUCCUUAAUUUGGAAGGUAAAAGGGACCAAAUUGAUUUGAAUAAAAAAAAAAAUUGUGCCUGUCAUUAACAGACAAAUCCUGAUUGUUGCACUUUAUACAAUAAAAAUUAAAAGACACCCCACCAAAUUAAAAGGAAAUUAAAAAUUGCAUAAAGAAAAUUAUUUUAGGAGUGUUAGGAUUUUUCCAUUGCACAUUUAUUGUCUUUAUGCAAAUUGUAUAUUUUUUUUCCUUUAAAAGACCACAAAAUCAAAAAAAAAAAAUCUAUAUUUUGCAUAAAGAAAAUUAAUGCACAGUGCAUCCUAAAGUAAUAAUAUUCUGUAUGCAAAACUUUUUAUUUUUUUUUAUGAGAUUUCUAAGAUGAUUUUUUCAUAAGCUUCGUCUUUAAUUCUGGUUAUUGAUGUGGUUUAGUUGUUUGUCUUUUGAUUUUAAGCCUCUGCUGUGAAUAAUAUUUUAAUUAUGUGAUAAUAGUCUUCCCAUAAAGAACAACUUAACUGUGUUUUUCCUUCUAAAAGUGUACAUAAUGUUUGAAGUUAAGUGUUAAUUGAUGAGGGAUGUUUGUGAUGUUUUUGAUGCUAUCUGUUUCUGUGGUGUCUUUAACGGUUCCCAAGAAACAAACAGCAAUGUGCACUUUCUUUUUGUACUUCAAAACAAUGUGUUUUCAAGGCAUAUGAAAUAGUUUCCAAAUGCGUGCGUAUACAUCAGAGAAAGGUUUAGAGUCAAAGGAACGAUUGAUCAUUUGAGCUCAGUGAAGCCUGUCUCAACAUUGGUGGUCUAUACUGUUGAGUUCAUAUGGAAAUUUAUCCCAUGCAUUAUGAACAAUAUGCCCUUUAUGCCCUGAUAAAUAUGUCUCAGCUCAUUGCAGAAGUUGGAAAAGGCAUACAGAUAAUUGCAUGCUAAUAUAUAAAACUAUAAAGCACAGGAUCAUUAAUUUCGCAAGCAAUCUAUGAAUACAUUUGUUAGCUGUUCCUCUCUAACAAUGAGAAUUAUGAGAUGAUCAAAUUAAAAACAGUCCUGAACUCAGCUGAAAAAAAUUAAUAAACUUAAUGAUCAAAAAUCAAACUCUACCCAGACUCCCAGUUGGCACCCAUGUGUUUCUAAAUGGCUAAAUAUUUAUUCAUCAGAUGGGUAACAGAUGGAUAAACUCUUCUUUUAUAACUUAAUAAUUA